Messenger RNA from Pongo pygmaeus (Bornean orangutan), 1398 nucleotides. RefSeq names its product FLYWCH family member 2 (gene FLYWCH2). Bases 757 to 1179 code for a protein of 140 amino acids. The transcript is spliced from 4 exons. Lineage: Eukaryota; Metazoa; Chordata; Mammalia; Primates; Hominidae. The record is from RefSeq and is a predicted model, not a curated record.
CUGGACCAAUGGCGCGGAUGAGGCCGCUGUGUCGUCAAGGAUGCAGAGCUGAAAGCAAGGCAGUGGCUUCCAUGAGCCUAAAUACCUUCCCUCCGCACGCUCGGUAUCGCGACGGGGGAGAGCAAAACCUUUAAACAAAUUCCUCAGUUUUCCCCGCAGAUAGCCGGAGUCAAAGCCGUGAGGAAGCCCGGGGGUCGCAGUGAAGCCCAACCCACUGGCGCUGAGAGAACCUCGCCCGGGACCCGGAUCCAGGCCGCAUGUCCCGCGAGGCUCCGCCCCUGACGGCGACACCCAAUCCCGGGUGUACCCGCCCCCUUACUGAAUUUUGGCCCCGCCUCCGCCCUCCGAUUGGCCGGACGCCAGCUCUACGCCGCACUGGCAAGACGCGGAGGAGCGGCCUCCGCCAGAAGACAGGGCACCCGCGGCCUUGCUGCGCAUGCUCGCGCUGUGACCCCGGCUUGAGGUAACGGCGCGAGCUGAGGCGGGGGCCCUUGGCGUGGAGGCUGAGGGACCCGCCGCGGCGCUGUCGCCGGAGAGGGAGGGCACCGCUGCCGUCGGCUAGAAGCCAAGGAGCCUUUAGUGACCGUGGGAUCCACGACAUCUCCACAUCGCUGUCGCCACCCAGCCAGGGCAGCGCCAGCACCAGCUCAGACGCAAGGACAGAACUGCUGGACUCCAGGUUCCUUGCCUGGGAGUAGAAGAAAUCCACCUGCUGGGGGCUGAGUGUGGCCUGAGGGACAGGCCCUGGGUCCUGGGAUGCCCCUGCCCGAGCCCAGCGAGCAGGAGGGUGAGAGUGUGAAGGCCGGCCAGGAGCCAUCCUCCAAGCCAGGCACAGAAGUCGUCCCGGCAGCCCCCAGGAAGCCCAGAAAGUUCUCCAAACUGGUCCUGCUCACAGCCUCCAAAGACAGCACCAAGGUGGCGGGGGCCAAGCGCAAGGGCGUGCACUGUGUCAUGUCCCUGGGGGUGCCAGGCCCUGCCACCCUUGCCAAGGCCCUCCUGCAGACCCACCCCGAGGCCCAGCGGGCCAUUGAGGCAGCCCCUCAGGAGCCUGAGCAGAAACGGAGCAGGCAGGACCCAGGCGCAGACAGAACAGAAGACAGUGGAUUAGCAGCGGGGCCUCCUGAGGCUGCCGGGGAGAACUCUGCCCCCUGCUCUGUGGCACCUGGCAAGUCCCUGUAACCUUGACAACAGGUGCAUCCUCCCAGGCCACCAAGCCAGCCAUAGGCUUUUCUCUGUCCACAGGGCUUCUGGGGCCCAAUCGGUGAAUCUUUGCUUUCAACAUUGUGUAAUUGCUUUCUUCUUUUUUUUUUUUUUUUUUUUUAGAUCAAGUAUAAGUUACUUUUGUAAGCAGAAAAAUACUUUCAAACAAGAAUAAAAGAAGCUGUUCGCUAGACCCCA